Molecule: messenger RNA, 927 nt
Organism: Diprion similis
Lineage: Eukaryota; Metazoa; Arthropoda; Insecta; Hymenoptera; Diprionidae
Exons: 5
Coding region: 47-871 (274 amino acids)
Source: RefSeq, a predicted model, not a curated record
GUAAUUGCGUAUUCAGCAUCAGUAUACAUUAAAAAAAUCGACCAAAAUGUGGCGUUUCACCGUAGCACUUUGUUUCUGCUUCGCGGCUCAAAGAUCUUUCGCACAGAUAUGUGAACCCGUCGAUGUGCUCGACACGAACGUUUUAGCCAGAACUUUCGCACAAGGUGCACGAAGCCUUGCGGUGCCAACUUUGGAAGAAAACGAUCACUUGGCAGGUGAAUUCCGGAAUACUUUGGGAGAAGCAGUCGCGGUCUACGGCCGGUCUUUGGUGCUCAAUAUUUACGAUCAGAUGAAAACUCAGGGCAAGAUUUUAAUAGACGUCAUUAAUGAGCUCGCUGAUGAAUUGCAAUUUUCAAUUCAAACGUUCGGUGCGAUCGAGGCAGUCUGUAGCAUCGGAGAAGUCAUAGAUCGGAUUUUCAAGCAGUUUAAAGUAUUAUUGGCAUUGUCACCCGGACCUGGAAGACCUGCGCAACCGCCGCUGCCGCCUAUACCCGUUCUGAACGUGAAGGUGCAUCCUGUAGAGAGUGCGCUAUCGCUCGAUAGCCUGUUCGUCAACUACAACGCCACGUUGGAAGAAGUUACCAGGAACCUCUACGCGUACACAGGUGCGAUAUUUGUGGCAGGGUGGAAUUCUGUAUGGUCCUAUUACGAUAUCUAUGGAUUGGAAACUCGCAACGAGAUCCUGAAUGACAAAGUAUUAGACGUUUAUAGACGCGUCGCGUCGCAAAUUAAUUAUCAAUGCGAUUUCAUUAAGACGAACGUCAACCCGGACUUAUGGGAAUCUUACAAAUGUGCUGCUGAUCGCAUAGAGGCGGAAUGGAACGCUUACCAGCUGUACAAAAGUCAAGUCACAUGCUUAGCAACCUUUUAAACUACGUUAUAGGGCAAUCCUAGUCCUGUUUCCGUUGAUAGAAACAUUAUCUAAAG